Messenger RNA from Plasmodium malariae, 3027 nucleotides. Its product is annotated as conserved Plasmodium protein, unknown function. NCBI's taxonomy places the organism in Eukaryota, Apicomplexa, Aconoidasida, Haemosporida, Plasmodiidae. The record is from RefSeq and is a predicted model, not a curated record. The transcript has a single exon. Bases 1 to 3027 code for a protein of 1008 amino acids.
AUGAAUCGAAAGACGCGAACGCACAAUAAUUACAAAAAUAAAAAUUCGAAUGAUGAUAAAGUGGAUUAUAAGACAGAUAGUGCAAAGUACGGGAGGAGCAGCAGAAAAUGCAGCAGAAGCGACGAAGAGGACAAACGGAAAGAGCAUAAUUACGCUAAAAGUGGAAGAAGCAGUGGUGGUAGAAGAAGUGGAAGCAGCAGUGGAGGUAGAAGAAGUGGAAGCAGCAGUGGAGGUAGAAGAAGUAGAAGCAGCAGUGGAGGUAGAAGAAGUAGAAGCAGCAGUGGAGGUAGAAGAAGUAGAAGCAGCAGUGGAGGUAGAAGAAGUAGAAGCAGCAGUGGAGGUAGAAGAAGUAGAAGCAGCAGUGGAGGUAGAAGAAGUGGAAGCUGCAGUAAUGGAAGCAUAAGUGGCAGGGGUUAUACCAACCAAAGUAGCACUGAAGGGAAUGGUAAGUACGGUAUGAAAUACAAAUAUAAGGAAGAACAUAAUUAUAAUAAAUAUAACAACGAUAACAGAUACAGUUAUAUGAAUGAUGUAGGUGACAAAGUGAAUACAAAAAAAAGUAGUGACAAUAAACAUAUGAGAAGAGGUACUAAGGUAAGUACUAAUAAUUCGGAUGAUUAUAACAAAUUCAGUAGAGGUCAAAACCACGACCAGGUGUAUAAUAAUAAUAGUAAUAAUAAUAAUAGUAAUAAUAAUAAUAGUAAUAAUAAUAAUAGUAAUAAUAAUAAUAGUAAUAAUAAUAGUAAUAAUAAUAGUAACAAUAGUAAUAGUAAUAGUAAUAGUAAUAAUAAUAAUAAUACUAGUAGCAACUUGUACAGCGGGUAUGAAAAUAAUAAUGGGAUGCAUAAUAACUAUAACAGUAAUGUGGAGGAUAAUAAUGCAUAUAACAGCAAUGCAAAUUUCGAAGGAAAGGUGAACGGCGAAUUUGCUGUGAGUCAUGGGGAAAGACAGCAAGACCCAUUUGGGAACGAUCCGUACGAGGAGAUGGGCAAGAAUAAUAUCAACUACGGAGGAAACUACAGCAAUAACUACAACGGCUACGACAACUACAGUAGGGAUUAUAGGAAUGAUAACCCAAACACAACUCGUGGUGGUAUCUGUUAUACUAAUAGUUUUAAUGGCAUAUAUAUGAACAGUUAUGAUAACAAUGACAGACAUGACUAUUAUGAUGAUUGUGACUACCGAUAUGGCUACUACCACCCCUAUGAGCCGAGCGCACCGAUGGGAAACGAUUUAAAUGCUGUAGACGUUAACAACAAGAAUUCGGGGGAAAAGGCUAAUGAUGGCGUUGAUGGAUCGUUUAAUGGUUCUCACAUAAAUGUGAAUGACGAGAUACACGAUUUGAAUGAAGAGGAAAAAUGUUGCUUGGAGGAUUUACUAAGAAGGUGUGAAGAAUCAAGGAAAGACAGCUCGAACAGUAUGAAUGAGUGGAUGUUAAAGAGAUGUGAUAGAUUAAAUAAUUGCAAAUAUAUAUCUUGCUAUUUUUAUAAUAAGAUAUUAAAGUGUGUAAUAUUUAAAAAUAAAUUAAAUUUAAUUUUUGCAUAUCAUGAAUUGUUAAGACAUCUUACCUUACAUAGUAAGAAAGAAGAAUUAGCAGAAUUUAAAAUAUAUAUGAACCCGAUAAUACAAGAUGCAUAUACCUGUGCUUAUUAUAAAGAUCAGAACGCGAUAAAUGUAUUACUACAGAUGGUAUAUAAGUGGAAAGAAUUACAAAUUAAUAAUUUUCAAGAAACGAAAAUACUGUUAAAUAUUUUCCAUUACGAUAGUACUGGUAGUAGUAUUGCUAUGAAUAAUACAGGAUUUAAUAAAAAUAUGAUGCAUCCUAGUAGUAAUUUAGAUAAUAAAAACAAAAAUAGGGACUAUUAUCUAAACAUUGGUACUAAUGGACCUAAUAAAUAUUUAUCGAAUUCCUCUUUUCAUGGUAAACAUCAUUUUCACAAUAAGAAUUUUCAAAGUAGAGAUAUCCCCCCGCCUCCUCCCACCGCACCUCCUGUUGGUCCACCUGCUGGACAGCAUUCCGGACCUCCUGCUUCUUUUCAUAGUGUUCAUGCGUCAAGUGGUGCUCCCCCUCCCCCUCCUGCUGUUCCGUCGAGCGAUUUUUCAAAACCACCCUACUUGUACGAUAAAUAUAAUAAAAAUGAGAUGGGUGAAUACAAACAGAAUUAUAUUACCAAUGUUGUAGUGGAAAAGGAUACGAGUAAAAAUGUGGAAGACAUUACAGUUGGCUUUUUAGCUACAUUGCUAAAGUUCAUUUCGAAAAAGGGAAAGAAAUUGCAAAAUCCACUUGUUCCAUAUACACCUAUAGAAAUUUCUUAUACGUAUCAAACACCUCCAUCUACUACUACAUCCGAGAAAUUGAAUGAAAAGAUAAAUGAUUUUUACGAUGAAUUACAGCAUAUUAUAAAUGACACAGAUGUAGAUAGUAGUGAUAUGUCUGAUACAAAUGAUAAGAUGAAUGCGUAUGAAAAUUACAAGAAAUUGAAGAAGAUGAAAAGGAUGGAAAAAUUAAAAAAUAUGGAAAAGAUGAAGAGCGGGCAAGGUAAGAUGGGAAACAUCAAGAAGAAUUGGGGAAAGGAAAAAAUUGGAAAAGCAGAUGAAGUAGUAGUAAUGGGUGAAUUAAUGAAAAGUGAAGAAAAGGGAAAAUUGGGGAACGAAGAGAAUAACUAUCACUUAGCUGAUGACGAAAAGGAAGAACAGAAUUACUCAAGUGAUGAUACGAACACGACUUUUUCUUCUAUCGAAUUGCUUGAUAAUUCAAUGAUUGAACUUAUAAAUGACAGUAAUGAUAAGUUAAGGAAAAACAAAAAAAGCAAGAAUGUUAAUUUCAGUCAAAUAGCUAUCGAAAAUGCACAGAACUGGAAUGAGGACAGUACCCCGAUGGUACCGAAUUUUGAAUUUUAUUCAUUGGCUGAUAUGGCCGAGCCGAAUGAACAGGAUGUUUUUGAAAAGUAUAGAAGAAAUAAAGCCUACGUAUACCACGAGGCCAUAGCCCAAAAGUUCUACGAUAUAAAAGGUAAGGAGAUCUAA